GAAGUAGUUUCGGUGUGGGAAACUGGCGUGCUACCGCCGCCAUUACGGCCCCGCUUAAGCGCGAGCUUCACUGAGGAUGUUGAAGCCGAAAACAGAGCCGAAAUGGAGCAGUUACAUGUCGGAAAGUGCCGAAUGUAAAUUGAGAGCCGCGUUGUGUCAUCCUGUGAACAGCGUGGACCCCCAGGCAAUGGCUGCCGUGACCCCCAUUAAACCUUUCAGCCCAGAGGAGACCAGAUGGAUUUUGGAGCAUUUGCAGCAUCCUACAGUUUUCCUGAACAUGACCCAGGGCUGGCCUGUCCUGCACUGGACUGCACAGCAUCUGUCAGGCUGCCUCCAAGACAGGCUGAUCCGAUUCAGACUCGGAAGGAAAGAGGCAACAAACGCUCCUCUGUUUGAGACUCAGUGUUCGUACAUUGAGGCCACAGUGACUCAGUUCCUGCGCUGGACUCAGCAUCAGACCGAUGUGGGGUCUUUCUCUGAAUACCCCUGCUCAGAGUACUGGGCUUAUGCUGACUACAAGUACAUCACCACGCUGUUUCACGAUCAACCUUCCAUGUUUGAGGAUGUAAAGUGGUCUGAGUUUGGCUUUGAAGGACGUAACGGGAAGGAGAGCACUCUUUGGAUUGGCUCAGAAGGGGCUAACACGCCGUGCCAUUUGGACACCUAUGGCUGUAACCUUGUGCUGCAGGUUCAAGGACGGAAACGCUGGCAUCUGUUCCCUCCAGAGGACACAGCGAAGCUUUACCCGACCCGGAUCCCCUACGAGGAGUCCAGCGUCUUCAGCCAGGUCCACGUUCUCCAUCCAGACCUGAGGAAGUUCCCGCAGUUCCAGGGGGCCAGGGCCCACACGGUGACUCUGGAGCCCGGGCAGGUGCUUUAUGUCCCCAGGCACUGGUGGCACUAUGUGGAGUCAAUAGAUCCCAUCACCGUCAGCGUCAACUCCUGGAUCGAGCUGGAAGUGGACGACGCAGCUCGGGUCAGCGAAGCCGUGACCAGGACGGUUGUGUGUGCGAUGAAAAGUGCUCCGAGUGACGACAACGCCGACACCUGGCUGAACCCCACUGAGGAAGAAAAGCUCUCCCAUGAAGAAAACAUGCAGUAUCUUAACCUGGCAGUGUCUGCUCAGAGAAAGAGGGGCCUCUUCCACAGGAAGCCCAGCCCGGACCCGAGGGCCACCCAGCCUGCCAAACGGGACUCAUGUGGACGACUAAAGCUCAGAGGAGACGGGGUCAAGGUCCCUGCGUCCGUCCGACUCCCGUUCGGGCAACAUCUCAUCCCCGUAAAGUGUCAAGAAGACGAACCGGAGAAAACGGUUCCGGAGGACUCUUCCUGUGAUGCUGCCGUCUCUCCCGGGGAGGACGGUUCUGCUGGCGCUAAGGGAAAACACACAUGUGGUGCUGAUUUAACUCAAUUUAGCUCUUGCGAUUUAGCGACGGAGCGCGGGAAUAAUCAGGGCUCAGGACCUUCGCUGAUUACCACUAACGACCUGUUAGACUGUCUGGUCCAUCCAGACAUCAUCAGCCGUGUAACAGAGCUUCUCCUGGAACGGCACGGAGGCGGCCAUCUUUAAUCUUCGAUCUUCACCUGCCGCAGACGGGAGGCGCUCCAUGUCGAACAUGAAUCUCCAGCAGCAAACUGCUCACUUCCUGCUGUUAUGCGACACCUUUCAUUUGUCCCCUCAUUCUGGGAUCCUCGCGCUGCAGACUCCAAAUUUGAAUAAACGCAAUUAUGUGGUGAGUCAUGCCGACGAGUGGCUCGGACAUUUCCUCCCUGUGUCAUCCAGAACAUGCUAAUCUGGUUUAGCUGAUUAGCAGAGGAAAAAAGACCACCUCGAUCAAGUUAGCAUGUUAAUGCAUCAAAUAAUUCAGAAUAAUAUUCCUCUGGUGGAAGCAUUUGUUCUCUCCGUGAUGUUUUGUUGUCAUUUAGUGAUAAAACAAAAUUGGGCCUGAACCUCCAUGACUUCCUGAUCGUAAUGGUUUCAGGAUGUAUAAGAGCUGAACGUGGAGUUAGUGACCGAAACUGACCAAAAUGUUUCAGACUUCUACAUUAAAAGUGUAAUAUACUUCUGAUUUAAUUGAUUUUACUUGUUGUUCGUUGCACAAAAGUCCAUUUCUGUCAACUAGAAUGUCGUAGAAAAGUUCAGAUAUUACAUCAGAACAAUAAAGGAAAGGGUUUCUAAAACAGAAA
Xiphophorus couchianus (Monterrey platyfish) is the source of this 2187-nucleotide messenger RNA. It is a transcript of the gene hspbap1, whose product is annotated as hspb associated protein 1. Bases 77 to 1570 code for a protein of 497 amino acids. The transcript has 8 exons. Lineage: Eukaryota; Metazoa; Chordata; Actinopteri; Cyprinodontiformes; Poeciliidae. The record is from RefSeq and is a predicted model, not a curated record.